AUGCUAUUUGAGAGAGAGGAGGAGACGCGCAAAUCCAGUCCUGCUACAGCGCCGUCAAUGGCAAGCAAGCGCUGUGGACAAAGCACGUAUAGCCAAUUUCCAGUUGCGCCAUGGUUUCGACACCGAUUCCCAAUCUGUGGAUUGUAUUUUGUCUUUAUGUAUGUCAUCAGGCGAGCAUGGGGAUAGCACAAAACACGAAAGAAGUAAUCCUUUUGGACUCUAAAGCCCAACAGACAGACCUGGAGUGGAUUUCAUCUCCUCCAAGUGGGUGGGAGGAGAUAAGCGGGCUGGAUGAAAACUACACCCCGAUCCGGACUUACCAGGUCUGCCAAGUUAUGGAGCCCAAUCAGAACAACUGGCUUCGGACUAGCUGGAUCGCAAAGGGAGCCGCCCAAAGGAUAUUUGUGGAAUUGAAAUUCACCUUGAGGGAUUGCAACAGCUUACCAGGUGUUGUGGGGACAUGCAAGGAGACAUUCAACCUGUAUUACCGGGAAACAGAAUCCGAGGUGGGCAGGGAAAUAGGGGAGACCCAGUAUGUGAAAAUUGACACCAUUGCUGCUGAUGAAAGCUUCACCCAGGGAGACUUGGGAGAAAGGAAAAUGAAGCUGAACACAGAGCUGCGUGUUAUUGGUCCCCUGUCCAGGCGAGGGUUUUAUCUGGCCUUUCAGGAUGUUGGGGCCUGCAUCGCCCUAGUAUCUGUCAAGGUCUAUUACAAGAAGUGCUGGUCAAUCAUCGAGAAUCUGGCCAUUUUUCCAGACACGGUCACGGGAUCGGAUUUCUCUUCCUUGGUGGAGGUGGAAGGAACAUGCGUUAGUGGUGCAGAGGGGGAGGCAAAAACCUCUCCCAAGAUGCACUGCAGCACUGAGGGGGAGUGGCUUGUGCCCAUUGGAAAAUGUAUCUGCAAAGCAGGAUUUCACCAGAAAGGUGACUCGUGUGAGCCCUGUGGCCGGGGGUUCUACAAGUCGUCUUCCCAGGACCUGCAGUGCUCCCGCUGCCCCGCCCACAGCUCCAAUGACAGGGAGGGCUCCUGGUCUUGUGCCUGCGAGGAUGGGUACCACCGGGCCCCCUCUGACCCCCCGUACAUGGCCUGCACGAGACCGCCUUCUGCUCCUCAGAACCUGGUCUACACAGUCAACCAGACCACGGUCUACCUGGCAUGGGGCCCCCCGGCGGACAUGGGCGGCCGGCGCGAUGUCACGUACCGGGUGGUCUGCCGGCAAUGCGGCGGCACCAAGGAGGACUGCUUGCCCUGCGGCGGUGGGGUUAGCUUUGCCCCACAGCAAGCCGGGCUGCUGGACACCAGUGUGACGGUGCUGGACCUCCUGGCCAACACCAACUACACCUUUGAGGUGGAGGCAGUCAACGGCGUCUCUGACCUCAGCCGGACACAGCGGCUUUUUGCGGCAGUCAGGGUGGCCAUCACACAAGCAGCUCCCUCACAGGUCAGCGAGUUGAUCAAGGAGAGGGUGCAGCAGCGCAGUGUCCAGCUCUCCUGGCAGGAGCCAGAACACCCAAAUGGCAUCGUCACCGAAUAUGAGAUCAAGUACUAUGAGAAAGAUCAAAAGGAUGGCAUUUAUUCCACUGUGAAAUCAGAGUCAACCUUGGCUACAGUGAACGACCUUAAGCCAAGCACGGCUUAUGUGUUUCAGAUCCGCGCGGUCACGGCGGCGGGGUUCGGCGCAUACGGCCCCAGUUUAGAAGUCACCACUCAGGAUGAGGCCACAGCUGCCGCGGUCUCUGGCGAACAGAACCCGGUCAUCAUCAUCGCUGUGGUGGCUGUGGCGGGAACCAUAAUCCUGGUGUUCAUGGUGUUCGGGUUCAUCAUUGGGAGAAGGCACUGUGGGUACAGCAAAGCUGAUCAAGAUGGGGAUGACGAGCUCUAUUUCCAAUUCAAAUUUCCAGCCACUAAAACAUACAUUGACCCUGAAACUUAUGAGGACCCAAACACGGCUGUCAAUCAAUUUGCCAGGGAGCUGGAUGCUUCCUGCAUUAAGAUUGAGCGGGUAAUUGGCACAGGGGAGUUUGGGGAAGUGUGCAGUGGCUGCCUGAAGCUUCCGGGGAAGAGAGACACACCUGUGGCCAUCAAGACUUUGAAAGUAGGUCACACGGAGAAGCAGAGACGUGACUUCCUGUCAGAGGCAAGCAUCAUGGGACAGUUUGAUCAUCCCAACGUGCUCCGCCUGGAAGGAGUCGUAACCCGGGGUAAACCAGUCAUGGUUGUGAUAGAAUAUAUGGAGAAUGGAGCAUUGGAUUCAUUUCUUAGAAAACAUGACGGUCAGUUUACAGUCAUCCAGUUGGUAGGAAUGCUCAGAGGUGUCGCGGCAGGGAUGAGAUACCUCUCUGACAUGGGCUACGUCCACGGAGAUUUGGCCGCUCGUAACGUUCUUGUCAACAGCAACCUUAUGUGCAAAGUGUCUGACUUCAAGCUGUCUAGACCAACGGACGAUGGUCCCGAUGCUGUCUACGCAACAACAAUGUUUCAGGGAAAAAUUCAAGACAUAAUGAGCCUGAUCUUCACUCCGUCGAAUAACGUCCAACUCAAUGAGCAGGGUGGGAAAUUACCAGUGAGGUGGAUGGCACCUGAAGCCAUCCAGCACCGCAAGUUCACAUCUUCGAGUGAUGCAUGGAGUUAUGGUAUUGUUAUGUGGGAGGUCAUGUCCUAUGGGGAGAGACCAUACUGGGACAUGGCCAAUCAAGACGUGAUAAAGGCAAUCGAAGAAGGCUACCGUCUCCCUGCACCAAUGGACUGUCCCCCUGGUCUACACCAACUGAUGCUGGACUGCUGGCAAAAAGACAGGGCAGAACGGCCAAAGUUUGAUCAGAUAGUUAAUGUCCUGGAUAAAAUGAUUCGGAAUCCCAACACAUUGAAAACCCCAGUAGGGACAUGCACAAGGGCGAUUAGCCCCCUUUUAGAUCCAAACACACCAGACUUUGCCACGUUCCAUUCUGUGGAAGAUUGGUUGGAAGCCAUUAAAAUGGAAAGAUACAAAGAGAACUUCACGGCGGCAGGGUACAGCUCAUUUGGCUCUGUGGCGAGGAUGACUGCUGAGGACGUUAUGAGCUUGGGGAUCACCUUAGUGGGCCAUCAGAGGAAGAUCAUGUGCAGCAUCCAGUGUAUGAGGGCACAGAUGAUGCAUCUUCACAAUGCUGGCAUCCAGGUUUGACUGCCGACCGAGCCCCGCCCACAACAGGAAGAGCAGACUUACUGACUGGACAAAAACAGAGGCGCAACCGCAGAUAAACAUCGAAAUAAAACAAAAGAGCGAACAAAUGAAAGAAACAAAUGUGUUGGUUUUCAACAUCUACCCCUCUCGAAUAUACGGGGGAAAAAAACAGUUCGGUUGUUCGUCCUCGCUGGAGUGAAUAUGGGAGCAAAUUUUUCUGCGACUCCCUGAAGAAAAAGACGAAAAGACUUCACCGUAUGAGAUUUCUUAAGCUCAGAGGAACUCUUAAAUGGGAUUCAAAAACAAGAUGGGGCAUCUGGAAAGAUUGCUCUAAAAUUGUUUUUGCUUUGUUCCUUUCAUAUUGUAAGGUUUGAUUUUUGUCCCUAUAAAUUUGGGUUCCUCAUACACAGAUUGCUUGUCGGGAGAAAAAAAAAAAACAUAUUUCCUUGGAGUUGUGAUUUCAGCACUUUUUGUAGUGUUUUUUUUUAUUUUUUUUUUUAAUAACAAUUCUGUGGUAUGCUAUACAGAACCAUAUUCAUUAUUCAAUUUUAAAUACAGUAUAUAUAUAUUAAUGUGCGCAAAACAGGGUAAAAUUACAUAAUGGAAAGUAGUAUCAGAGUCAACAUGGAAAAACAGGCAACAAUGCUCAUGUUCUGUUGGACUACUAUAUGUUUUAGCAAUCUGAUCUGAAGUUUCAUGGUUUAACUCUUCGCUAACUGAUGCAGCAUGGAUCAGACAACGUCCGGCAAAAUAGAGUGGUUCAUGAAAUAAAAUUAUCUGGGUAGUGUAAGGUGCAAGGUGUGAUGUAUGCAGACAUGAACACACAAAGUGUCAACUUCAGCAACCUGAAUUGUGAAAUGUUCCAAUGUAUAUGCAAAACAGCAACAUGAAUGAAAGCCCCUCUUGACAAAUAACCUCAUCAAUAGCUUUCCAAAUUACAAAUGUAAUUUAAAAAGGAUGCCCCACAGAUGAAAAAACUAAAUCCAUUCUUAUUUUAUAUGAGGAUUUUUGUAUGAACUGCUACAGUUGCUUCAUUACUGGGUAAAUAAAUAAUCAUCACCAACCCAAUGAUAAAUCAAAUACCUAUGGAAAUUAGUUAACCAUGACUCCGCUGACCAAUAAUAAGUUCAAACUGAAUUAAUUUCCUGUCAAAGUGCUAUCUAGGGAGUUUAUAUAUUUUGACAAUUCCUGUCACUUCUGUUUAAAAGAGAACACAAAGGCAUUUUCAAGUGGUAGAUUGCCUAGAGAGAGCAUGCGAUUGUUUAUUUAUCUUCUCGAUCUAGCCAGGUGAUUGCUUGGCUGAAACAUCCAGCAGAGAACCACAUAUUCUUUUUCUAAGUUCUGUUUCCUAUGACCAGGGUAAAAUAAUGGGGAAAAAAAUAAAGAACAGUCUACUCUAUGUAAGUGCUUCAGUUCUUAAAUCCAAUGCACUGGUGCUAUCGCUGUUCAGAUUGCAUAUCAGAUUAAUGUGAAUAUUAUUAUUAUUAUUAUUAUUAUUAUUAUUAUUAUUAUUAUUAUUAUUUUAGAAUUGUAAGAUAUUGCCUUGCAGUUUAUGUUCAUUACUGACUUUAAAUAUGGAGUUUUUAACUUUAAAGGAGGAAUACAUUGCAACAUGCAUAUUAAGUGUGUAUAUUGCCAAAUAGAACGUUGUUAGUAAACACACAGAAAGCAAGUUAAAUGGAUGUGACCAAAUAAUUCAUUAUUUUAUUAUUUUGAGACCAUGUUACUGAUUUUGAUCUGAUUUACUCUUGUGAAUUAUUUAAUAAAUCCUUUUUAAACAUUCAUUUUUUUAUUAUAAAUAUGCCAGAGUUGUGCAUAACACAUUUUUCAGUGAUAUUAUUCAGUUUCAUUUCUGAACAUGGGAGUGAGUCAUUAUUUACAAAGGAAGAAGGGGAAUUUCAUAAGGGAAUUGGAGAAGGCAUGGUUCAAUUAUUUAAAUAUUUUGUCUGAGAUGGCACAGACUACCGCUGGUGGUGGUAAACCGGUAAUAAAAUUUCCCUGAAGGUUGUUUUAAUAUCACUUUGGUCAGAAAGUAUGAAACUGUAUUAUAUAAAAAUACAAAUUUAAUAUGACGAAAACUUAAAAUUAAAUCUGAACAUCGGAAGCAUGGUUCGGAAAAUAACUUUUUAACAAAAUCAUGGAAAUCCAUUUGAAAGUUUAUUACCUAUUUCCUAGCUGUGUUUAUUAAUAUUUCCAAGUACAUAAUAGUUCUCAGUUUAUUAGUAAUUCUGCAUUUAAUGGCUGGUUUGUGAUCAGAGGCUCUCCGAUGUGAAAAGAAUAGUAUUAAAAUACUAUCAAAAUGUAGUAGUUUUGAAACAUUAUAACUGAUAAUUGAGUGAAUGUGUGUCUGAAAUGGUAGUUCUUAAUAAUAAUAAUAAUAAUAAUAAUAAUAAAGUCGGAUGAAGGCUUUCACUUCACCUCUUUCUUGAAUCAACUCUUUUGAAAGUGGGCUUGCUAUUAGGUGGUAAUAGUACAGGAUACUGGUUUAUGCUUUCAUGUUAUCUGCCUGUCAAAAUUUAAACGUCUGCAUUUUUCACCACCUUUAUCAUUUUUGUUAAAUCAAGCCCCCUUAUAGCUACAUCAGUGAGCACUGAAACACCCAGCUCUCCUGCUGCUACUUCUAAGUCCUCACAGCAGGCCAUCCGCACCAAAGGCUGGGAGCCACAGCGACAAGCUGUGCAAGUGAAAGCCUAAGUUAGUGGUAUCCAGAGCAGCGCACACAGUGGGAAUGAUGCCACCUUUGCUUGUUGCCUCCCACCUCGCAUGGGGCCGGAUGUCAGGGUAUUGACUGAUGCCAUUGACUGAUUAAUGCUUCUUUUCACUUAAGAUUCGUCAAUCCCAGAAUCAGCUGUAUUACAGAUGCAGUAGAUCACUCUGAAUGCCUUUACUCUGUCACCAGCCCUGUGUAUGGAUAUCUGCUGUACAGAUUUGUGAGGAACUAAAAUUCUAAAAUUGGGUUUUCAUAACUUGAUAACACAUGCAUAUACAGAGGCGUGGAAUAUAGCACAUACGUAUAUAGGCAUGGAAUCAGAAACCCCCAUCAGUUUGGGUCACAAAAAUGUACUCGCCAAACUGUGUUUGCGAAUAAAAUGAGGAACAAUUUUUUGUGGCUGCGAAUCAAAGUUAAGGUAAACAUUGACAGAAUCAAUUCAGUUCUGUAAACAGUCUUGGUAUUUUGGCUCUGCCUGUAUAAAGCAGUAACAUAACAAUGACAUGGAGCAAGCUGGUUCCCAGUGGGAAAACCAGAAAAUUGGUAGAGCAUGAGGCUGGGUUAUGUUUCAAGACACAGAAAAAAUAAGAGAAUGAAUGAUUUUUGUGAUGGGAAGUUAGGAAAGCAAGUUCCUGUGUAAUCACUGGAUACAAAAAUAAUGUCUAGCUCCAGGAAAUUGGAACAUUGUGGUGAAAAAUAUUACCAUGAACUGCAGUUUGGCAUCUGUUGCUGGUCUGCAGUGCAUACUGAACGUGAAUGCCUCCUCUUUAUCGUAUGUGAUCUUAGAUAAUACAGAACCUAUAAGCUGACCCUUUAUGUGUUCACUGUCUGUAAUGAACAACUAAAAAGGCCAGAAUGUUGCUUUUUCAUCAAUGUUGCAUUUAUUGAAAUUGUAGUUCUCUUUACUAUUGUACCUACACCUAAAGGUGUUAGAUAUAAUAUAUUCAAUUUCUGAAGUGGAUGACAAACAAAAAAGUUCAAAGUAACAUUUGUUUGCUUUUGUUAAAAUCAACAUAGAAUUAAUGACAUUGUUGUUUGUUAGUUUAAGUCUGGCUGUUGACAAACUGUGGAUGCAAGCCACUUGCAGACAAAUCUAAAGGAUUAAGCGUCAUGAGUUGUUUUAAAGCACCUGUGGGAGGAAUGUUUGUAUACAUUUGCCCAAAUGUAAAAAUUUGUAAAUUGUAUUUAUAUUUGCUUUUUGAUUUUGCUUUGUUUUUAUGAGCACAUUGCUCUGUACUGAGUAAUACAUUGAAAUUGCACUAUAUUUUUCUAUCCCACUUUUAGGAGAGUAUUUCCAUCACAGUUUUAUUAUUUCUCAUUUAGGGUCAGUAUAUCCAUCAGGGUGCUUUUAUUCUAUUUCAAUUGUACUUUCAAUGUACAGCAAUGUGUAUCAGUUAUUUAUAUUUCUGUACAAUAAUCUCACCGGGUAGUUUCUCUUUUCAUCCACUGUAAAAACUUCUGCCAUGUAAUUUCUUGUUCCUUAGAUAUCCAUUUGCCCUGCAGUCUUUGUAAUAUGUUGUAAAUAUAUAUUUUGGAAAUAUAAUGCAUUCUCUGCAAAACUGGUUUUAUAAUUGAAUCUGUUAUCCUAUUGACGUAAAGAUAGAGAAAGGUUUGUGAAGUGGUAUUUUUCAGAAGCUCACAUUCAACUCUCAUUCAACUACUGAGUUUCUGUGAUA
Molecule: messenger RNA, 7550 nt
Organism: Anguilla anguilla (European eel)
Lineage: Eukaryota; Metazoa; Chordata; Actinopteri; Anguilliformes; Anguillidae
Product: ephrin type-A receptor 7-like
Exons: 17
Coding region: 111-3164 (1017 amino acids)
Biological process (GO): cell surface receptor protein tyrosine kinase signaling pathway; protein phosphorylation; axon guidance
Cellular component (GO): neuron projection; plasma membrane
Molecular function (GO): protein binding; transmembrane-ephrin receptor activity; ATP binding
Source: RefSeq, a predicted model, not a curated record